GAAUGACAAGUGACGACAAAGUCACUUAUGAAUGUCAUCCAUUUAAAGAUUUUCCUUUCAAUUUAGGUGUAAUAAUUUUACAUAGGUAAUUCUUUUCCGAUCAGUUGGCAUUUUUAUUUUACUUGAUAUGGCAGCUCCUGCUCCUGUUGUUAUUUUAGCGACUGCUAAACAUACGGCUACGUUAAUAUUUCUACAUGGAUUAGGAGAUACAGGAAUCAAGUUUUUGUAUCUAGUCCAGUUUGAUGAAUAUCCUUUUCCAGGAAUAAAGAAUGCCGCUAAGCAAAUUCAUUCCCUCAUCGAGAAAGAGGAAUCGGCCGGCAUUCCUUCGAAUAGGGUCCUUCUUGGGGGAUUUUCAAUGGGCGGCGCAUUAGCAAUCUACUCUUCCCUCACUUAUCCCAAGCCACUAGCAGGAGUCGUAGGUUUAUCGUGUUGGUUGCCGCUGAAUAAAUCUUUUCCGCAAGCGAUGAAGAGUGGUGACAGUUUACCGAUUCUCCAAUGUCAUGGCGACUGUGACCCGGUGGUGCCUGUCAAGUGGGGUCAGAUGACAGCGUCCUUACUGAAAACAUUUUUGCACAACAGCACUGAAUUCAAAUUGUACAGAGGAUUGAUGCACACCUCCUCAGAAGAAGAACUAGAAGAUAUCAGACAAUUCGUCAGCAAACACCUUUCUCAAUAGACCAAGAUCCUUUCAGUUCAGUUAAAAUCCGUUCAAAACCAAAGCUUGUAAUUUGCUCCUGAGAUUGAAACAAAAUACAUUCCUUUUCAUGACGAGUAGAAAGAAUAACUUUGCUCGUGGUCGAUCGGGGCAUCUCCACGAAAUAGUUUUUUCCAAAUGAUUUGUAAUGGUAAUGUUAAUUUUCGAGUUUGGUUCUCAGUGUGGCUGGUUGAUGUGUUUCAAUUAAAAAUAAUGCCUGUUCUGUUUAAGAGUUCAAAAUUGAUUUUUUGAUCUGAAAACAUACUAUAAAGGCAGGUUUAAUGGGGAGGCUCAACCAAGGUGACGCAACCUUCUUAAAUAAUCUGUCUUAAAUAAUCCGUCGCUUCAAAAUAAACUUAUGCUACUUAAAAAUGUACCUACACAUUUUUCUCUAAAAGAUGGCACCCACAUUGUCGUUUCAAUGUUUAUGUUGAUUUUCAUAAGAAUAUUGGCGCCCAACGUGGGGCCAUAUGUAUAUAAAUUAAAUAUUUCAUAAUGUGAUGCAUCGUUACCAAAUGGGUCAGUUAUGAGAAAGGAAAUAUAUUAAGAUUUCAGGUUCACGGGAUAAUAAUAGUAAUAAAAAUAGUUGGUGACCAAAACUCUUGUCACUGAGAUGGAACCCGAUCAGUAGAAAACCCCACAUGAAAGCCGCUGAGAUCAAUUUGGUCCUGCAUUUUCAUAAGGAUUAGCCUGAUAAUCCUGACUAUCACUUUUCUCAGGUCAAGUGAGCUGGAAUCUAAGAAACAGAUCAUCUCACGAGCACGGUAGAACUAAACCUGUAUAAUAAUUUGCACCAAAACUAUUGAGUAGUCCAUAUUGAUGUGAAUUGUUAAUAAAGAUCCUAUACUACU
This is a messenger RNA of Leptinotarsa decemlineata (Colorado potato beetle), 1545 nucleotides long. RefSeq names its product Acyl-protein thioesterase 1 (gene Apt1). Gene Ontology annotation, molecular function: carboxylic ester hydrolase activity; palmitoyl-(protein) hydrolase activity. Gene Ontology annotation, biological process: protein depalmitoylation. Gene Ontology annotation, cellular component: cytoplasm. The record is from RefSeq and is a predicted model, not a curated record. NCBI's taxonomy places the organism in Eukaryota, Metazoa, Arthropoda, Insecta, Coleoptera, Chrysomelidae.